GGGUUCUAGAAGGCGUGACGUGAGGUCAAGAGCAGGCUCGGAGGCGGACACCUCUCAGCAGUCGCUGUGGCUGCAGCUGCCGGACCUGGGGACACGGGUGGCCGGGGCCGCGGGCGCAAUCUGCUCAACUCCCCGGCUAUGGCCGCGCUCGGUCGGCCCUUCAGCGGCCUCCCCUUGAGUAGCGGCUCGGACUUCCUGCAGCCGCAGCCGCCGGCCCUCUGCGGCCCGGCCUUGCCGCCGGGGGCGGACGGUGCAGAGCCGGCCCCUCGGCCGGGACCCCGCGUUUCCCCGAGCAGCCCCGGCGGGAGUGCGGCGCGCGGACGCAGUGUUUCAGUUCCCUGCAAAAAGAAACACAAGCUAGAGCUGGAAGAUGAUGAUUGCCCAGUAAGAAAGAAAAGGCUAACUGAAGCAGGGCUCUGUGCUGGUCCUAAUGACUGGAUUCUUUGUGCACAUCAGGAUAUAGAAGGUCAUGGAGUAAAUCCAUGCACUAGUGGCCUUUCUGCACCUGGCAUGUUAGAUGUUAUUUGUGAAGAAAUGGAUCAGACAACUGGAGAACCUCAGUGUGAAGUUGCCAGAAGGAGGCUUCAGGAAAUUGAGGACAGGAUAAUUGACGAAGAUGAAGAAGUUGAACCUGACAGAAAUAUUAACCAUCUCCCCAGUCUUGUCCUUUCUGAUACCAUGAAAACAGGUUUGAAGAGGGAAUUUGAUGAAGUCUUUACAAAGAAAAUGAUUGAGUCCAUGAGCCGUCCUUCUAUGGAGCUUGUGCUCUGGAAACCUCUCCCUGAACUCCUUUCUGAUAAGCCAAAGCCAUCAUCAAAUGCUAAGAACUACACAGGAGAGAGCCAAACUAAGCAUGCCGUUGCCGGCACCGCCUUCCCUGGGAGAACUGAACUGUUCUUGGAACCUCGACAAACAGGGAUGCAUAUUUACAGUAGUUUGGAGACAGCUGCUUGCACAGAAGAAGAGAUGGAACUCUAGAAAUGUGUUUCUGUACUAAAGGUGUCAAUUUUAGAAGGCUCAUGUGUUUAAUUGAAACGGGUGUAUCUCCACCUGUGAUGUGGGGUGGGACUCAUUUUGGGUAGCCAUUUCUUAAAUUCAACUUUUUGCCAAGGAAGCUUGUCUCAAGGGAAAAACUGUUUUCUAGAGGAAUUAAUAUUGUGAGAUUACAGUGUGCACAGGCAAGUAUAGAAACUAUACGUGUAAGGGUGACUUAAGUCAUUUGUUACAUGGUCUAAACCACAGGUGGCAAACAGAAGGCCCGAGGGCCGAAUUCGGCCCUCUACCUUGUUUGAUCUGGCCCGGCACCUUGUUUCUACUUGGCGGCAGUGCCAAGCACCUUGCCCCUAGUUAAGGACUAGUUACAUUUAUACAGUCCUAAAAUUACAUUUGGCCCUUUGAAGGCAACCAUGAGACUGGUUUGACACCCCUGUUCUAAACUAUUCAAAUACUUGGAGAAAACUCAGACACUUGAGUUGAAAAAGAUGCAUUAAGAAAGAAGAAUACUGCCACUACAACUGUACCCUGACAGUUGAAUCAUAACUGUAUCUGUAGAUAUGAGCUCUGUUUACAGUGGUUCAGGGAGAAGGAGGGGGGAAAAAGCAGUAGCUUAAGCCUGUUGCUAAGAAAUUUAAUAGAGGCUCUGAAACUUGUACAUUAGUUGUCAAUUUAAUGUAGCUAAAUAGCCAGUAGCAUUGUGGCUCACCUCUUUGCCUCUGUGAAAAUGCAAUGAAAAUACAAAGAAGAGAUUUUCCUUGGAGGGUUUUUUGCUUUGUAUUACUGUAGCUCCUUGAAUUCCCUUGUAUAAUUGAUAAGCCAAGCUAUUCAGUAAUGUUUACAACUUAAUCAACUUUGAGUGAUGAUUUAAAGGUAACCCCUAUGCACAUUGGCUAUGAGAGAAGUUAUCUUUUAGGUAAUCCCAAGGAAGUGCUGUGUUAACUAAGCCCAGCAUUGAUAACUUCAGUAGUUAAAGAAAAAGUUGUACCUAUAUUAAGCUAGUUGAGUUUUUAAUGUUAAUUUAGAAAACAAUGACUGAAUAAUUAACUGAGACCAUAUGUGCGGGCAAUGUUGAGAUUUACUGAAAUAGCCAAUUUGCCUGGUGCUUCAACUGUUGUGCAGUAUCCUGAAAGUUAGUGGAGAAUAGCUUCCUGCUAAAGGAAGUCUUCAUUUUUCAGACCUGAACCAGCUCAAAAUGUCCUUUGGGGAUAACCAGGAUUGAAGUUUUUCAUUUCUCAGGAAGAACUCUGCUUGACAAGGACUCAGUAGUGCAAAGUGAAAUGACAAUUCCUUUAAUGCUACAGAAUAUUCACUAUAACUUAUUAAAUGAGUGUAAUAGUGUCAUGCUGGCCCUUUCCUCACACAGUGUGAACAGGAGACCACCCCAGUUCUUUUUGUUUUCUGGGUUUCUUCCCCUUUUAGAGGAAUCAGAUACCUUGUGUAGGGGAAGAAAUGAUUUAUGCUAAGUAUAGAGGUAACUUCUUUAGUAACUAGCUCCCAGACAUUUUUGAAACACUCUGAAAUCCCUUCCCUUGUUACAGAUGGCGUAGAAGUCACAAGUCUGUUUAUUGGACUGUUUCUUCUCUUGCCGUUUGUUCCUGCUUUCUCUAUUUCUGUCUGGAUAGUCAGGAAAAGAUUUAAUGUUUAAUAUUUAAACAAAAUAUUUAAUGUCUACACAGUAAAAUUACUCAAACUUCAAACCAGUAUUUAAACCAGCUAAUAGUUUCUUAAUCUCAGAUUUAGAGAUGAAUGUAAACUGUAUUCUGUUGGAAUUUGCAAGUGUUUGAUUCAUGCCAUUUGAAAAACUGCUUUCAGGUCAUUGUUCAAUGGGACCAACUUGCAAAGUUUGCAGCCUUAAAGAAAUCUCCAUGCUAAAAAAAGUUUGUUCUAGUAUAACCCCAAAACAUGAAGUGACUGCCUGGAAUUUGGAGUUAGUCCCAGCGGUAGGGUGGAAGGGGAGGUGACAGCUUUCCCAAGAAGCACCCAAAUACACUGAUUGUCUUCUGUAGGCAUUGUUGGGCAGGCCUCUGGUCAAAGGUCUGUGUGAUUGCAAAGGAGGAAAGAAGGGCCCCCAAACAAGGCUCUGGUACCAUUGAUAAAUACAGGAGAGGAUGAAGAUUCUGUUAGUUAAAAUCUAAAUAGAACUUGUUUCAGGAGUCAAGAUACCUGACAUAAUUAUUUCUGCAGGAAAAUGGAUGUUUAAUGCUUCUUUUUAAACUUCUUUCAUAUGUUCAUGCAAAAAUUAUCUUCAUCCUUGUGGUGCUUAUUUAUCUGAGCCUUCUCCACAGUCCCCAGGCUUCUCUGCUUUGUUUUUCUUUUGUAGCAUAAGGCUUUUGCUUUUGCCUUAAGGUUUUUCUAAAGGGAUAAGUCUUUUCAUUUGGUACAGCUUUUACAGCAUGGAUCAAACAUUAGCUUUCUAUGCUAAUGUGUGAAGAGAAAAAAAUUAUCUAAAGCAGGUGAGCUUUAAUGAACAAAUGUAUAUUUUCUCUGAGUUUGAGUAGGGUGUGUGUGGGUUUUGUUUUUUUGUUUUUAAUUAGUAUGAGGAAAGUAAGUCAAGUUCUCACAAAUAUUAAUCAACCAAUUUUUUAAAAAAAUUUCAUUGUUGAAAGGUGCAAAUAUAAAAUUAGAAAAAUAUUAGAACCAUGGCAAGAAUGUUUACCAGCAAGUUUAUUAAGUAUUUUGGAUUUGGAACUUGGUUUUGUUUUUUAAUAGUGAUAAGAAUGGUACAGCACUAGGAAAAUUCUGAAAAAUUGUCAAUUUUACUUUAAAAUGAGAAUCUGGUGUUACUGUAUUUUAUUGUUUUCAAUAAAACUUCAUAAGUGUUUUGGA
Phyllostomus hastatus (greater spear-nosed bat) is the source of this 3822-nucleotide messenger RNA. It is a transcript of the gene CCDC117, whose product is annotated as coiled-coil domain containing 117. The record is from RefSeq and is a predicted model, not a curated record. NCBI's taxonomy places the organism in Eukaryota, Metazoa, Chordata, Mammalia, Chiroptera, Phyllostomidae. Bases 139 to 978 code for a protein of 279 amino acids. The transcript has 5 exons.